GAUUUGGAUGUGAGUUAGUCUAACUGUGAGGAUCGUCGCGUUAACAGCUCAGUACACACACACACACAGACACAACACCGGCAACCUCACGCACACACACAAACACGUUAAACGUUCGGCAAACUUCGCUCGUAAGCGAUUCUACGCCAUUGUUCCCGCCAUAAUGCGUUGACACUACUUUUGUUAAAUUGACGUUUGUUUUUUUUCCGACUGUGACAUUUAACUGGGUUCCUUCAGUGUGAUGAUUGAUUCGGAUAUCGGACCUGUUUGGAAGCGGUGAAAACAUCGCAGCGACUUCAAAGCCGCAUUCCACAUCAAACGAUCCGCGGCCGUCGAUUCCGAGUGGCUAUUAAACGAUAACUCAAUCAUAAAAACAAACAUGAACCACUACUCUCGUACCAUCCGCGGUUGAGAUCCACACAUGAGCGCGGAAAGAGACGCGGCCGAAUGUGAACCAGCCACUGGAACCGCCAGCGGAGAGAUGCAGGCCGUCGUCUCCGGCUAUCUGACGCAGAGUCUCCUCAUCACACACGGCGGACACUCCUACCCGGACUACAGCUACGGCGACGACGACAGCCUGACGCCGGAGGAGAAGAUCACCGUAGACGACAAGGAAGAAGAACUGGUCAUCGCCGACGAUGAUGAAGGCCGAAUCGACGUGGAGGACACCGGACAUGACGGCGGGCGGGCGGAGGACAGCGGGGAGCUGUCCUGGCAUCCGCACGUAUAUGGAAAACCGCCCAAGAAACCGACUCCACAUACCAUAGAAUAUAUAUUAGGAUUAUCGAAGAACAAUGAAGCGAGGGAGGAGAAAAGGUCCGCGGUCAGCCAACUCAUGAACGUCAAGAGGAACUUCGAUAAGAAGACGUUCGGGUGUCAGGAAAAGGGGGUACAGGUGCAGGAGGGGGGCGAGCGGAAGAUGAGUGUACACAAGAAUAGGCUUCAGGAGCAACUGCUGCAGAGAGGGGCGCGGACCGGAGACGGAGCAUACGACAAGCUGCACGGGAAGACCGACGAGCCCCUCAACCUGUCCGUCAACAAGGCCAAGGACUCGCCCACGUGGACUGGCGACGACGAAGACAAAUACGGCAGAGACCCCAAACUAAAACGAAAGAAGUCGACGGAGGACGUUCGGUCUCCUCUGGGGGGCGAGGGCUCCGUGACCAGCGAGGAGGGCGAGGAGGCCGGCAGGAGGAAGAAGGCCAGGACCACCUUCACCGGCAGACAGAUCUUCGAGCUUGAGAAGCUGUUCGAGGUCAAGAAGUACCUCUCGUCCGGGGAACGAGCCGAUAUGGCUAAACUGCUGAACGUCACUGAGACUCAGGUGAAAAUCUGGUUCCAGAAUCGAAGAACGAAAUGGAAGAAGAAAGACAACGUCACGAACGCCGAAGUGGCGGAAAUAAAGCAGCAGAACAAACCGACAGAGGAGAAAAUAGAAGAAUUAAAGGAUCCUCUGGCGAUAGACAUGUCCAAGAAGAGUUGUAACAAGAUUCUCAACGAGAAGUUAAAAAGUACAAAGGUCGCCACACAGAAUCUUCCUAAACCGAGAAGAGUAGAGAAGGGCGUCGUCCUAGAGAGUAUCUGUGACGUCACAGACAUCGAGACCAAAAUAUCCAUAACCAAGAUUAGCAACAAACUGUCCAGCACGGAGCUCACGGACACCGUCUCCGUGAGGAGCUUCAGUCCAGAGGAAGUGAAAGACAAGUACGACACCCUCACCACAGACGUUGAAAUGUGAACAAGAUGUACCGGGGAGGUAGUGCGCUUUGACGGUUGGGAGGUUUAGAUCCUGCUCUCGCAUUGUAUACGAUUAGAUAGGUAGAUAAAAAAAUAUAAACUAUACAUUUUUUACCUUUUUAAAUGAAUUAAUUACUUGUGUAUAUCGCUUACAUACGAAUGGUUGAAGGAAUGCCUCUGGAGUUCGCGUGUUACAGUAACGGUCGGACGUUCCCUAGUUGGUGUGGAGGAAGACGUUUGCUCUCAAGCCAUUCUGAAUGUUAUGUGUAUUGUGUUAAGGUGUAUACUAACGCGGAGUUCGUGUAGCCGCUUGAGUGUUUGGCUGUCUACUAACGAGAUGAGCUUUCUCUUAUAUUGUAAAUAAAAGUAUAUUUUUUCUUUGUGAAUUGAUCGUCGAUGGAACGAGAUACGUACUGAGCGAAUUAUUAUUGUAUUAGGACGUUCUUCAUACUACACUCUGACACACAGACACAUGGACACACAGACAGACAGAACACAAACACUUGGACACACGGACACACGGACACACGGACACACAGACAGAUAGACACACAGACACACAGACACACGGACACACGGAUACACAGACACACAGAUACACAGAACACAAACACACGGACACAUAGACAGACACACAGACACGCAGACACACAGACAGACACACAGACACGCAGACACACAGACACACUGAUACACAGAACACAAACACACGGACACACGGACACAUAGACAGACACACAGACAGACACACAGACACGCAGACACACAGACAGACACGCAGACACACAGACACACAGCCAAACGGCCAAACAGACACACAGGUCGUCACACUGUUUAUUAUUAACAUGAUGAUGACACCGGGCGCCGUCUGUAUUUUUUGUGCAAUAAUUGUAUGUUUUUUAUUUACAUGGAUCAAUAAAAAAAGAUCUACUAACCCGUAUCCUGUGAAAUGUUACUUAUAACGCGUUAAACGUUACAUUUUAUACAAGAGUUAUAUUUCCUUAUGAUCUCUGAAACUGGUAUAAGUCGAACAAUGUUCAGAUUACUGAAACUCCGAACUCGUCGAUAUAUAUGUAAGUAACGCCGCGUUGCCGUGUAUGUAUUAUAUAUAGUCAUCAUAUACUAAUAGUGCGAUAAAUAUUAAAGUCUAAUAAAAAUAUAUGAAGGUCGUGUUUUAUAUAACAUUAAUAAAAACAAACCAAAUCAUCCAUAAGUUUGGUUCGAGACAUAAAAUCAUCAGUUUAGAAUAGACACGAAGAGACUCCUCUGUACGAUAUCAAUGUUACUUACUUUAAACUUAAUACCUAUAUGUUGAAGCUGACGACGAACAUAUCACUGUUUACAGAAUGUUAUUAUAAUAUAUUAUAUAUCCAACGAAACGAGAUAAUAAAUGUAAAUAAACGAUUUUAAGUAUAAUUUAUAUACAAACUUGAAUGUGUUUCCUUUUGACACGAGAUCUUCGGACAACCAAUAGCGGUGUCUGACUCUUAGGCGGCACGACGGAAAAGAUUCGUUUAUUUAUCAUGUCUAUCUCGUUUCGCUGGCCUCAUCCUCAGUCUUUACAGACGGUGUUGAGUUUCAUCCAUAGUCCAUAGUCCAUAGUCCAUAGUCCUCCGCUUCCUAUAGAUGUGAGUUGUAUAUUAUUUAUUGAGUUUAGGACUUUGAAAGAGCAAAUAAAACUGUAGCUUAGUCUAGAGCGAGUACGGAAUGAAAAAUAUAAUAGUUUUUCAUAAA
This is a messenger RNA of Danaus plexippus (monarch butterfly), 3471 nucleotides long. It is a transcript of the gene NK7.1, whose product is annotated as retinal homeobox protein Rx-B. Gene Ontology annotation, molecular function: RNA polymerase II cis-regulatory region sequence-specific DNA binding; DNA-binding transcription factor activity, RNA polymerase II-specific. The record is from RefSeq and is a predicted model, not a curated record. Bases 422 to 1738 code for a protein of 438 amino acids. NCBI's taxonomy places the organism in Eukaryota, Metazoa, Arthropoda, Insecta, Lepidoptera, Nymphalidae. The transcript is spliced from 4 exons. Gene Ontology annotation, biological process: cell differentiation; regulation of transcription by RNA polymerase II. Gene Ontology annotation, cellular component: nucleus.